Messenger RNA from Strongyloides ratti, 897 nucleotides. RefSeq names its product SAGA-associated factor 29 homolog. The record is from RefSeq and is a predicted model, not a curated record. The transcript is spliced from 2 exons. Lineage: Eukaryota; Metazoa; Nematoda; Chromadorea; Rhabditida; Strongyloididae. Bases 1 to 897 code for a protein of 298 amino acids. Gene Ontology annotation, cellular component: SAGA complex.
AUGAAAAGUAGUAAAUCAAGUGAUGACAAUCAAUCCAAUGUUUCUAGUGAGGAAGUUGAUGAAGAGAUUUAUGAAAUGGUUGAUAAACUUAUAACAUUUUUAAAAUGUUUUAAAGAAAAAAGAAAUGAAAUUGGUGAAAAAAUUAAAAAAAAUCUUGAUAAUGAAAGUGAUGAUAAACCUGAUAGUGAUGAUGUUGAAGAGUUUACAAGAUACUUUGAUGAAACAUACGAAAUUACUACACAAUUAAUUAAUGAAAUGUCUGCUGGUGCUUUAAAAACAUUUAAAUAUUCAGCUUUUGAAGAUCCUGAUAUUAAAACGGCCGAUUUUUUACGUUCAUUAAAUUUAUAUGGUGAAUUAUUACCACCAUACAUACCUAAAGAUCAUGCUCAAGUAAUUGAGGGAGUUGGUGGUAUUCCUUAUUCUAAAGAUUCAAUUUUAGCAGAAGACGAUUUUGUUGUAGCAUAUAUAAAUAAUAUGUGGUGUCUAGGUAUGGUUAAACAAUGUAAAAUUAAUACACAAAAUUCGGAACUUUCAACGUAUUUUGUUGUUGAUGUAGAAGAUCGUGAACGACCUGGUUCUUGGCAUUUAAGAGAUAAAUUAACACCACUACCAAAAUAUAAAGCUGAUCCUAUUUGUCAUAGUCAUGCAUUAUUUGAUAGAAAUACUAUUGUUAUAGCAAUGUACCCACAAACGACAUGUUUUUUCAAAGCUAUAGUUCUUGAAAAACCAACAAGAUCUAAAGAUAAAUAUGUCUUAACAUUUGAAAAUGAUGCUUCAAAAAAUGAAUGGUCGGAACAAAUGAUAAUACCUCAAGCUUUCGUUCUCGCUUAUGAUGACAAAAUAUCUUAUACACCGAAGAAAUCCAUCCGUCAUGGCGAUCGGAGGAUUGAAUCAUAA